AUGUGUCUAAUAUGCGGGGCACCGGAAGGUGAACCACAUUUUGGAGGAAUUUGUUGUCGAGCGUGUGCAGCCUUCUUCCGACGAUAUUUUCAUUCCAAAAAAGUGUCCAAAAAGUGUACAUGUAAAGAGAGAACAAUAAAAUCACAUCCAUGUAGAAAGUGUCGAGUUGAGAAAUGUUUGAAGAUUGGAAUGACACCUGAAAAAAUUCAAGGUGGUCGAGACAGAAACACAAUGGAUCAUCUACAAAUGAUACCAUCUGGAAGCUGCUCUCCAAGCAGUCCACCGUCUUUACUUACCGCUCGAAUAAUUUCCCGAGCUACAUCUAAUUUAGAAUUCGCAUAUUCAAACUGGAAACAAUUCAACAGGAUGAGACGAGAAGUUGGUGGAAUAACAUACGAUAUGAAUAUUUAUGAUUUAACCUCUUUGACUAAAAUAGAUAUUGAAUUGACAUGGAAUAUGGUCAUUUCUAUGUUCCCUUCUACCAGAAAACUAGAGGAAUCUGAUAAGGCAGCUCUAUUACGGAACUUUCAUAUGAAAUUUUGGAUGAUUGUACCUAUUUUCGAUUGCAUAGAAAAUCCGGAAUUUUAUGAAAACACGAAAGAAGAAGAUCAUAAAAACAUGAUGGUCGAAUUUUAUGACGGAUCAUUUGAGAAAGGGAAAGAAUUGACGAAAAAAGAGAUUGUGAGAAUAUUUGAACCAUAUUGGGGUUCAUUCUAUACAAAAACGGUCCCUCCGAUAGUUGGAUUGAAUUUGGAAAAAGAGGAAUUGAUGGCGGUUCUUUGGUUAUUGUUUUUUGAUAAUGGAUUCAUAAACAUAUCUUCCGAGUGUUUGGAAAUGUGUCGAAACAUCAGAAAAAUGAUUCUUCGAGAACUGAAAAACUACCAAACGGACCGAAACUACGAUGAAAUGCGUUUCUUCGACACUGUCGAAACAUUGGAUAUAAUAGAGAAAGGAGAGCAGAAAUUUAUGGAAGAAUUGCUGGUUUGUGAGAUGCACAAUGUCAGGAUACAUGACGACUUCAAAGCGAUUCUCAAGGAAAACAAAUUCCUCACCCCUCCUCUCAUGUGCCUAAUCUGCGGAUCCGAAGAAUCUGAGCCUCACUUCGGAGGGACUUCUUGUCGAGCAUGUGCCGCUUUCUUCCGUCGUUACUUCAAAUCCAAAAAAGAGAAUAUAAAUUGUACAUGUAAACAAAGACAAUCACGAUCACAUCCAUGUAGAAAGUGUCGGAUAGAGAAGUGUUUUAGUACUGGGAUGACACCGGACAAACUCCAAGGAAAUCGAGACAGAAAUUCAAUUGAUUUUCUGCCAAUGACACCGUCUGGAAGUUCUUCAGAGAGCUCACCACCAUCAUUAUUAUCUACUCAAAUAGUCCCACGAACGACAGCAAACUUAGAUUUUGCAAUUCCGAAUUGGCAAAGAUACGAAAAAAUGAGAGAAAAAUAUAUAGGCGGAAUAAUGGAAUGGAUGAAUAUAUACGAAUUGACUAAAAUGACAGAAACGAAUUAUGAAUUGACGUGGAAUAUGGUCAGUAUUAUGUUCCCAUCCACAAGUAAACUGGAGGAAAAAGAUAAGUCAGCUCUUUUACGAAACUUCAUUCCAAAAUUAUGGCAGAUUGCACCGAUUUUCGAUUGCAUAAAGAAUUAUGAUUAUUACGAAAAGUUGAAUGAUACUCAGUAUGAGAAAAUGAUAGUUUCGUUUUAUAAAGGAUCAUUUGUGGAAGGAAAAGAGUUAUCCAAUAAGGAAAUUAUGAGAGUUUUUGAACCUUUUUGGGAUUCAUUUUACAACAAAACUGCUCCUCCGAUAAUUGGAUUGAACCUGGAGAAAGAAGAGUUAAUGGCUAUCAUACAGGGCUACACAAACAUCUCGUUGGAAUGUCUGGAAAUGUGUCGAAAUAUCAAGAAAGUGAUACUCCGAGAACUGAAAAACUUCCAAAACGAGAAGAAUUACGAUGAGAUGCGAUUCUUCGACACAGUUGAAACAUUAGAAAUAAUUGAUCGAGGAGAGAAAAAGUUUAUGGGUGAAAUGACGAUUUGUGAAAUGCAUAAUGUCAGGUUACACGACGAGUUCAAAGCGAUUCUUAUGGAAAAUAAAUAUUAG
Messenger RNA from Caenorhabditis remanei, 2097 nucleotides. RefSeq lists its product as uncharacterized. The transcript is spliced from 14 exons. Bases 1 to 2097 code for a protein of 698 amino acids. Lineage: Eukaryota; Metazoa; Nematoda; Chromadorea; Rhabditida; Rhabditidae. Gene Ontology annotation, molecular function: DNA-binding transcription factor activity; sequence-specific DNA binding; zinc ion binding. Gene Ontology annotation, biological process: regulation of DNA-templated transcription. The record is from RefSeq and is a predicted model, not a curated record.